This is a messenger RNA of Neurospora tetrasperma FGSC 2508, 1157 nucleotides long. Its product is annotated as lactoylglutathione lyase. Bases 109 to 1056 code for a protein of 315 amino acids. The transcript has 5 exons. The record is from RefSeq and is a predicted model, not a curated record. Gene Ontology annotation, molecular function: lactoylglutathione lyase activity; metal ion binding. Lineage: Eukaryota; Fungi; Ascomycota; Sordariomycetes; Sordariales; Sordariaceae.
AACUCAACAACGCGUGCGGCACAGAGAUUGAAGCUUUUUUCUAGUGCUUUGUUUAAUCACAAGAAGACGACAUUGUUUAGACCUACUUUCACAAGAUCGUUUGCAAACAUGGCGGCUACUACCGAUGUCCAGAACUACAAAUUCAACCACUCCAUGAUCCGGGUCAAGGACCCCAAGGAGUCGGUCAAAUUCUACGAAUUCCUCGGCAUGUCCCUCCUCAAGAAACUCUCCUUCCCCGAAGCCAAAUUCGAUCUCUACUUCCUCGGCUACGACGCUCCCGGUGCCGUCUCCGCGGGCGCCAACCUCUGGGACCGCGAGGGUCUGAUCGAGCUAACCCACAACUACGGCACCGAGUCCGACCCCAACUACAAGAUCAACAACGGCAACGUCGAACCCCACCGCGGUUUCGGUCACACCUGCAUCUCCGUCGACAACCUCCAGGCCGCGUGCCAGCGCCUCGAGGACGCAGGUUACAAGUUCCAGAAGAAGUUGAGCGAUGGGCGCAUGAAGCACAUUGCUUUUGCCCUGGACCCGGAUGGAUACUGGGUGGAGAUUAUUGGUCGCAAGCCGGUGGAGGAGACGGAGGGCGUCAAGGAGACGGACCUGAAGACUUACAGGAUGAACCAUACCAUGUUGAGGGUCAAGGAUGGGGAGAAGAGUCUCAAGUUUUACCAGGAGGUUAUGGGCAUGAAGCUGGUGAGGACGCAUGAGGCCAAGGAGGCCGGAUUCAACCUUUAUUUCCUUGGGUAUGGAGAUGAGAAGCAGAACACGGCGGAUCGCGAGGGACUGUUGGAGUUGACGUGGAACUAUGGCACCGAGAAGGAUGAGAACUUUUCGUACCAUAACGGCAAUGAUCAGCCUCAAGGGUUUGGUCAUAUUUGCGUGUCGGUUGACAACAUCGAGGCUGCCUGCGAGCGUCUGGAGGGUCUCAAGGUCAACUGGAAGAAGAGACUGACGGAUGGUCGCAUGAAGAACGUUGCGUUCGUUCUUGAUCCUGAUAACUACUGGAUUGAGUUGGUCCAGAAUGAGCGCUUCACUGGCCAGGCUAACUUUUAAGCUGAGCGGGAUGUUCAAAGGGGAUGUUACAUUUGGUGAUCGACUAGAUGUGGAAUAUACCAAGUCCUGCAAUAUCAGACCUUGUGCUCUGUUCACAACCA